Molecule: messenger RNA, 3765 nt
Organism: Saccharomyces cerevisiae S288C
Lineage: Eukaryota; Fungi; Ascomycota; Saccharomycetes; Saccharomycetales; Saccharomycetaceae
Gene: MIP1
Product: DNA-directed DNA polymerase gamma MIP1
Exons: 1
Coding region: 1-3765 (1254 amino acids)
Biological process (GO): mitochondrial DNA replication; DNA biosynthetic process; DNA replication
Cellular component (GO): mitochondrion; gamma DNA polymerase complex
Molecular function (GO): DNA polymerase activity; DNA-directed DNA polymerase activity; DNA binding
Source: RefSeq, marked reviewed
AUGACGAAAUUGAUGGUUAGAUCUGAAUGCAUGCUGCGAAUGGUGCGGCGGCGGCCGCUGCGUGUGCAGUUUUGUGCUCGAUGGUUCUCCACAAAGAAGAAUACCGCAGAAGCACCCAGGAUUAAUCCUGUGGGGAUACAGUAUUUAGGUGAGUCUUUGCAAAGACAGGUAUUUGGUAGUUGCGGUGGUAAAGAUGAGGUGGAGCAAAGCGACAAACUUAUGGAGUUAUCGAAAAAGUCGCUAAAGGACCAUGGGUUGUGGGGGAAGAAGACGCUCAUCACGGAUCCAAUAUCGUUUCCUCUGCCGCCACUACAAGGCAGGUCGCUAGAUGAGCAUUUCCAGAAGAUUGGGCGUUUCAAUUCUGAACCGUACAAGAGUUUUUGCGAGGACAAGUUCACGGAGAUGGUGGCACGACCGGCGGAAUGGCUGCGGAAGCCAGGCUGGGUUAAAUACGUACCUGGAAUGGCACCCGUCGAAGUGGCAUACCCAGACGAAGAGCUGGUGGUGUUUGAUGUAGAAACACUCUAUAACGUCUCUGACUAUCCGACUUUGGCCACGGCCUUGUCAUCGACGGCGUGGUACCUUUGGUGUUCGCCGUUCAUAUGUGGUGGUGAUGAUCCUGCUGCACUGAUACCCCUAAACACAUUGAAUAAAGAGCAAGUAAUAAUUGGUCACAAUGUUGCGUAUGAUAGGGCACGGGUUCUCGAAGAAUACAACUUCAGGGACUCGAAGGCGUUUUUCCUCGACACUCAAUCUCUGCAUAUUGCAUCUUUCGGGCUGUGUUCAAGACAACGUCCGAUGUUCAUGAAGAAUAACAAGAAAAAAGAGGCAGAAGUGGAAUCGGAAGUACAUCCAGAAAUUUCCAUAGAAGAUUAUGACGACCCUUGGUUAAAUGUGUCUGCUUUAAACUCGCUAAAGGAUGUAGCGAAAUUUCACUGCAAGAUAGAUCUUGAUAAGACUGAUAGAGAUUUCUUUGCUUCCACAGAUAAAUCAACGAUAAUAGAAAAUUUCCAAAAACUGGUCAACUACUGCGCCACUGACGUAACGGCCACAAGCCAAGUGUUUGAUGAGAUUUUCCCUGUUUUCCUGAAAAAGUGUCCUCAUCCAGUUUCGUUUGCAGGUUUAAAGUCCUUAAGCAAAUGCAUUCUGCCGACGAAGCUAAACGACUGGAAUGAUUACUUGAACAGCUCUGAGUCUUUGUACCAACAGUCCAAAGUCCAGAUAGAAUCCAAAAUUGUUCAAAUCAUAAAAGAUAUCGUCCUGUUGAAGGACAAACCAGAUUUUUAUCUCAAGGAUCCCUGGUUAUCACAAUUGGAUUGGACCACCAAACCUUUAAGAUUGACAAAGAAAGGUGUUCCUGCAAAGUGUCAAAAGCUGCCCGGCUUUCCAGAAUGGUAUAGACAACUUUUUCCCUCAAAGGACACUGUAGAACCUAAGAUCACUAUUAAAUCAAGAAUAAUUCCGAUUUUGUUCAAGUUAUCGUGGGAGAAUUCCCCCGUAAUAUGGUCGAAGGAGUCUGGAUGGUGCUUCAACGUGCCCCAUGAACAAGUAGAAACAUACAAGGCUAAAAAUUAUGUUUUGGCAGAUAGCGUAUCUCAAGAGGAAGAGGAAAUAAGAACGCAUAACCUAGGAUUGCAAUGCACAGGUGUUCUUUUCAAAGUACCUCAUCCCAAUGGGCCGACUUUUAAUUGCACUAAUCUUUUAACCAAAUCGUAUAACCAUUUUUUUGAAAAGGGCGUACUAAAAUCUGAGUCAGAAUUGGCUCAUCAGGCUUUACAAAUUAACUCUUCAGGGUCUUAUUGGAUGUCAGCAAGGGAAAGAAUCCAAUCCCAAUUUGUAGUCCCCAGUUGUAAAUUCCCUAAUGAGUUCCAGUCUUUGUCCGCAAAAUCGUCGUUAAAUAAUGAGAAGACAAAUGAUCUUGCCAUAAUUAUACCGAAAAUCGUCCCCAUGGGCACAAUCACUAGAAGAGCUGUGGAAAAUGCGUGGUUAACCGCAUCCAAUGCAAAAGCAAAUAGGAUAGGUUCCGAAUUGAAAACUCAAGUCAAAGCUCCUCCAGGUUAUUGUUUUGUUGGGGCGGACGUGGAUAGUGAGGAAUUGUGGAUAGCAUCUUUAGUCGGUGACUCCAUUUUCAAUGUUCAUGGUGGUACCGCCAUUGGUUGGAUGUGUUUAGAAGGCACUAAAAACGAAGGUACAGAUUUGCACACGAAGACUGCUCAAAUUUUGGGGUGUUCUCGUAAUGAGGCGAAAAUUUUUAAUUAUGGUAGAAUUUACGGCGCUGGUGCUAAAUUUGCGAGUCAGUUACUUAAAAGGUUUAACCCAUCUCUAACUGAUGAAGAGACAAAAAAAAUUGCGAAUAAGUUAUAUGAAAAUACGAAAGGUAAAACGAAAAGAUCAAAAUUAUUCAAAAAAUUUUGGUAUGGUGGAUCUGAGUCAAUUCUAUUCAAUAAAUUAGAAAGCAUCGCGGAACAAGAAACUCCAAAGACACCGGUACUGGGAUGUGGUAUUACCUAUUCACUUAUGAAGAAAAAUCUGAGGGCGAAUUCCUUUCUACCUUCAAGAAUCAAUUGGGCCAUCCAGUCAUCUGGAGUGGAUUAUCUACAUCUUCUUUGUUGCUCCAUGGAAUAUAUUAUUAAGAAAUAUAACCUUGAGGCAAGGCUUUGCAUUUCCAUCCAUGAUGAGAUUAGAUUUUUGGUGAGCGAAAAGGACAAAUACAGAGCUGCUAUGGCUUUGCAAAUCAGCAACAUAUGGACGAGAGCAAUGUUUUGCCAGCAAAUGGGGAUAAAUGAAUUACCGCAAAACUGUGCCUUUUUCUCGCAAGUAGAUAUUGAUUCUGUCAUACGUAAAGAAGUCAAUAUGGACUGCAUAACCCCCUCGAACAAAACCGCCAUUCCUCAUGGGGAGGCGCUUGAUAUCAAUCAACUGCUAGACAAAUCCAAUAGUAAAUUGGGUAAACCAAAUCUCGAUAUCGACAGCAAAGUAUCACAAUAUGCCUAUAACUACAGAGAACCUGUAUUUGAAGAAUAUAAUAAAUCUUAUACUCCAGAGUUCUUAAAAUAUUUUCUUGCGAUGCAAGUCCAGUCAGAUAAGCGCGAUGUGAAUCGGCUAGAAGAUGAGUAUCUGCGGGAGUGUACAUCCAAAGAAUACGCUAGAGAUGGGAACACUGCAGAGUACAGCCUCCUAGACUAUAUAAAGGAUGUCGAGAAGGGCAAAAGGACUAAAGUACGUAUUAUGGGAUCCAAUUUUUUAGAUGGUACCAAAAAUGCCAAAGCUGAUCAACGAAUCAGAUUACCUGUCAAUAUGCCAGAUUAUCCCACACUUCAUAAAAUUGCUAACGAUUCAGCAAUCCCAGAAAAGCAAUUGCUGGAGAACAGGAGAAAGAAGGAAAACAGGAUAGAUGACGAAAAUAAGAAAAAAUUAACCAGAAAAAAGAAUACCACGCCUAUGGAAAGGAAGUACAAAAGAGUGUAUGGUGGCAGGAAGGCAUUUGAAGCGUUCUAUGAAUGUGCAAAUAAACCGUUAGACUAUACUUUGGAGACAGAAAAACAAUUCUUUAAUAUUCCUAUAGAUGGAGUGAUUGACGACGUUCUGAACGACAAAUCUAAUUAUAAAAAGAAACCAUCACAAGCAAGAACGGCAUCAUCAUCGCCAAUAAGAAAGACUGCGAAAGCAGUACAUUCCAAAAAAUUGCCGGCAAGGAAGUCAAGCACUACAAAUAGAAAUUUGGUUGAGCUGGAAAGGGACAUUACUAUUUCUAGAGAGUACUAG